AUGCCGCCGGAGCGGCGCGCGGUUGUGCAAGCCCGGCAGGCGGUGAUGCGGCAGUAUGACCUAGCCCUGUGCCGGGCCGCGACGGAACACAAAAGCCGGGAAAGCCUCAAAGAGAAGGUGCACGCGGCGGCGAGGAUAGCAGUUAGCCGGCACGCCAGCGGCCUUGAGGUGAAAUCCUUCGUUUCGCGGCUGGUGGACGUCUGCGAUGACCCGAUGGCCAUCAAGGAGAAUUUGCUCUUCGUGAUCGACUCCAUUAUGCGGCACGCAGAGAAGGAGGACGGUAGCGUAGUCAAAAAGUUUGAGAAGGCUUUUGCCCCCCAUCUCUUCACGCUGUUCGGUGCGUGCGUGCAGAGCAGCACAAACAGGGUGGAGGUGGCCACAUACCUCCUCAAGAAGCUAGCCGCCGGCCCAGAAAUGCCAUCAGUGUAG
Messenger RNA from Symbiodinium natans, 429 nucleotides. NCBI's taxonomy places the organism in Eukaryota, Dinophyceae, Suessiales, Symbiodiniaceae. The record is from the annotation of a GenBank genome assembly.